Prinia subflava (tawny-flanked prinia) is the source of this 1846-nucleotide messenger RNA. RefSeq names its product U6 snRNA biogenesis phosphodiesterase 1 (gene USB1). NCBI's taxonomy places the organism in Eukaryota, Metazoa, Chordata, Aves, Passeriformes, Cisticolidae. Gene Ontology annotation, cellular component: nucleus. The coding region runs from base 134 to 922 and encodes 262 amino acids. Gene Ontology annotation, biological process: U6 snRNA 3'-end processing. The transcript has 7 exons. Gene Ontology annotation, molecular function: 3'-5'-RNA exonuclease activity. The record is from RefSeq and is a predicted model, not a curated record.
CGGGCCGGGGCGGCCGCGGCGGCGGCGGAGGAGGCGGGGCGGGCGCGGCGGGUGCUGCCCCCUGCCGGGCCGCGCCGGCAACUGCGCGGCCGCCGCCACCGGGGAGCGGGCCGGCCCGGCGGGGGCCGCGGCCAUGAGCGCCGCGCUGGUGGGGUACAGCAGCUCCGAGGAGGAGCAGGAGCGGGAGGAGGAACGGGGGAGCCGGGGCGGCGGCGCGCAGGGGUCUCCCGGGGCCAGCUCCGGCCGUCCCCGCCUGCCCGUGCCCGCCGGCCUGCCGGGAGACCCGGACCCGGAGGAGGCGGUGAGCGAUGACAGCUCCCGGCACGGCGGCCGCGUGCGCGGCUUCCCCCACGAGCGGGGCAACUGGGCCACGCACGUCUACCUGCCCUACAUGGCCCAGGAGGAAUUCCUGGAGCUGCUGGAGCUGCUGGUGUCCCGUGCCCGCACCUACGUGCCGUCGCUGGCUCCCAUGGAGGAGUUCCACCUGAGCCUGUCGCAGUGCGUGGUGCUGCGCUACCACUGGAUAGAGCCCUUCGUUCGCUCCCUCAGGGAGCGCCUGGCCGCCUUCCACAGAUUCUUCUGCGUGGCUGACCAAGUGAAGGUUUACACCAACCAGAACAAAACCAGGACCUUUAUUGGCUUGGAGGUCUCAGCUGGGCAUUUCCAGCUGCUGGAGCUGGUCUCGGAGGUGGACAGAGUUCUACAGGAAUUUGACCUUCCCACAUUCUACAAGGACCCUUCGUUCCACAUCAGCUUGGCCUGGUGCGUCGGGGACCUGUCUGGCAGGCUGGAAGGGCAGUGUCUGCGGGAGCUCCAGGACAUUGUGGACGGGUUUGAGGAGUCAGCAUUCCUGCUGCGUAUCCAGUGGGAGCAAAUCCGCUGCAAAUCAGGGAACAAGUACUUCUCCUUUCCCUUGAGGUAGAGGCGAGUGGGGCUGUGCAUUUUGGAGCCUCGAGGAGCCUGAUGCUGGACUAAGGAUUCUUGUGUAGCACAGCUCUGGGUACGUGGGCUGUCACGCACCUCCACGCCCUUCUUGCCUGCUCAGCGUCUCUGCGGUGUUUGUGGCCUCAAGUUGAGCCACUUCCAGAGCUGCUGGCUGAAGAAAACUGUGUUUGUAGCAGAUUUCAUCCUCGCUGCUGGAUGUGCUGCAGUCAGCACCGGCGAUUCCAGACAUCCCACGGUCUCUAGUUCUGCUGAUUUAAAAAAAAAAAAGAAAAAAAAAAUCUUCAAAAGCCAUAGAUGCCUUAUGGGAAGGAGGAAGAAGGUAGCGUGGGAAGCUGCUACUAAAAGGGAGAAUGUCUCACACAGUGGGAAGUAGCACUACCAGAUUGUUGGGAGGCUCUGGGCAUGUUUUGAGUCGCACGAGGCAAGGACAUGGAGCUGGAUCCUCUUCCCUGAGUGUUUUCCUACUGUAAGCCAGCUCGGACAGAUCCUGAGUCAUGGUGUGUCCCUCUCACACUGCUGCUGCCUGUGUAGAGACAUUUCAGUGUCUGAUCCUUUUGCCAAACAACAAGUGCUUGCUGCCAGGUGUGGGUGAGCCCUGGAACAGACACUGUCAGUGUUUGCCUGAGCUGGGAGGGCAGUGCCCACUGGUGAGUCAAGGGGUGGUGGCUCCUGCCCAGGCUGCACACUUUUUCCCUGUGGGAUCAGCACCCCAGGUGGAUGAUGGCCCAGGGAUUGCAGGCUGGCCAUUGUCCCUUGGGAGAAGCUCCUUUUUAAUCCUUUUCCUCCUGCGAGUUGGUCUCAGGUAGUUGGAACAGGAUGCUGAUGUGAUGCCCUGAGUCUUUUAUUCCAUGUCUGUCCAGGACUUCUGAGCAGUAAAAAUCUGUCUCCCCAUGUCAUAAAA